AUGGCCACGGGCGCCGUCAAGGACUUUUCCUGCGUCGGCGGACUCGAGAAGCACAUACGCAUCGUCAAGGAAAUGGUCCUGUUUCCCCUCAUGUACGGCGACGUCUACGCCAAGUUCAAUCUACGCCCGCCCCGGGGCCUACUGUUUUACGGCCCACCAGGUACCGGCAAAACCCUGGUCGCCAGCGCCCUGGCCGUCGAGUGCAGCAACUCGGAGCGCAAGGUCUCGUUCAUAUCGCGCAAGGGGUCCGACUGCCUGAGCAAGUGGGUCGGGGAGAGCGAAAAGAAGCUCCAGAAGAUCUUCCAGACCGCGCACCAGAGCCGGCCGUGCAUCAUCUUCUUCGACGAGGUGGACGGGCUGGCCCCCGUGAGGUCGAGCCGGCAGGACUUUGUGCACGCGAGCGUCGUCUCGACCCUGCUCGCACUGAUGGACGGGCUGGACAACAACUCGGAGAUCAUCGUCAUCGGGGCCACGAAUCGGCCCGACGCCAUAGAUCCCGCUCUCAGGAGGCCCGGGCGCUUCGACCGGGAGCUGUACUUUCCUCUGCCCUGCUACACCGCCCGCAAGGAGAUCAUAGCGAUUCACGUGAAAAGCUGGAAGCAAAAGCCGCCCCAGAAAUUCAUCGCGUAUUUGGCUUCGAAAACUAUUGGAUUCUGCGGUAGUGAUCUUCAAGCGCUCUGCACCGAGGCAGUCAUGUGCUGCGUUAGGAGAAAUUAUCCUCAAAUAUACACCACGAAAUCAAAGUACCACAUUAAUGAAAAAUCGUUGAAGGUUGAAAAGUUCGAUUUCAUCAAGGCCCAACAGAACAUAGUACCGGCUUCACAUCGCAUAUGCGUUGCACCGGUGAAAACACUUUCGCCAGAAAUCCGACCGUUGCUCGAAAACAAAUUAAGUAGCAUCAUGGAAAAUUUACAAAUCAUUUGUCCGACUGAAAUCAUCACGUCCGACGACUCGAGCAGCAAAUCGACAUACAACUCGACAAAUUGUCCGAGGCUCUUGCUAUGCGGACUCGAUGACUGCCACACUCGGCAUCUGGGUCCAGCAGUUCUUCACACCUUGGAGCACCUACCCUGUCACGUCUUGGACGUAACCACCCUCUUUGAAGAAACCGGCAGAGCAGUGGAAGAAUCGAUUAUUCAAAAAGUAAAAACUGCACGUCACACGUUACCGUCUCUGCUCUACGUGCCGGAUAUUCUGUCUUGGUGGGACUUGGUGGACGAGGCGGCGCGCGUAGUAUUCGUAUCGCUGCUUCGGAACCUGGACCGUUCUGUUCACGUGUUUGUAUUGACCACAGCCAGAUGCGCUCAAAACGAGCUGCCCAUCGAGAUCUCAGAAUUAUUCAGUGUUCAUCAGAGGGAAGUUAUCGAAAUCGAGCACCCUAACGUGGCAGAGAGGCGGAAUUAUUUCAAUGAUUUGUUACUCAAAAUAAAUUCUGACUCGGACGAUAGCUCGAACAAAUCAAUGACCGACGAAGUUCCAGAAUCUCUACCUGCAAGAAGAUGUAGGAUCGACAGUAAAAUGCGUUCGAAGCUUGGAACUGUUAUUCCUGAAAGACUGACAAGAUCCAGAUCAGCGACAGCAGCGGCCGCGGCCUCGGUUCUGGCGACGAGCAGCAACAAACGCGAACGCGGCGGAUCGUGUGGAAGGGCUCCCACCGCGAAGCGCCAACGAUUCAAUAUUCCGAGCGAAAAUGGGUCGAAAGCGCCCAACAGUGCCGAAAAACUGAAUGAAACCCAGACGCAGGAAUUGCUGCUCCGGUUGGUCCAGUUGACGAACGGCUGGCCUUGCUACAGACUCGAGAUCCUGCGAUCGUCUUUGGAACUGAUUCUUCACAGUCAGGACACCGAACUGUACGACCCGAUCAGAGACUGUUUGACCUGCUUCGAGAACGAACUCGACUCUUACAACCUGUGUACCGGCAAAACCCUGGUCGCCAGCGCCCUGGCCGUCGAGUGCAGCAACUCGGAGCGCAAGGUCUCGUUCAUAUCGCGCAAGGGGUCCGACUGCCUGAGCAAGUGGGUCGGGGAGAGCGAAAAGAAGCUCCAGAAGAUCUUCCAGACCAGCAAAAAUAUUUUGUUAGAGUUCAUUCUCUUUGUUUUGGUGUCAAUAAGUGGUGUCAUAGUUUGUCCUGUGACACCCACACUUUUGCUCUAA
This is a messenger RNA of Copidosoma floridanum, 2154 nucleotides long. Its product is annotated as ATPase family AAA domain-containing protein 2-like. Gene Ontology annotation, molecular function: ATP binding; histone binding; ATP hydrolysis activity. Gene Ontology annotation, cellular component: nucleus. NCBI's taxonomy places the organism in Eukaryota, Metazoa, Arthropoda, Insecta, Hymenoptera, Encyrtidae. The record is from RefSeq and is a predicted model, not a curated record. Gene Ontology annotation, biological process: transcription initiation-coupled chromatin remodeling; nucleosome disassembly; nucleosome assembly.